This is a messenger RNA of Durotheca rogersii, 2440 nucleotides long. RefSeq names its product Protoporphyrinogen oxidase. Gene Ontology annotation, molecular function: protoporphyrinogen oxidase activity, oxygen as acceptor. Gene Ontology annotation, biological process: heme biosynthetic process. NCBI's taxonomy places the organism in Eukaryota, Fungi, Ascomycota, Sordariomycetes, Xylariales, Xylariaceae. The transcript is spliced from 3 exons. The record is from RefSeq and is a predicted model, not a curated record. The coding region runs from base 1 to 2241 and encodes 746 amino acids. Gene Ontology annotation, cellular component: mitochondrial inner membrane.
AUGAAUCCCAAACGCACAGAGGGUGCGAUUAUAACCGCUCCCAGGCACGCGUAUCGCAAUGCCACCCGUACCCUCCGCCGAUCGACCCCGCCGACGACGACGUCGGGGAAGCUCCCCGGGGGCUCCCCGGCGCGCCCGCUGAGCCUGCUAGCAGCUUGCCGACGGCCAAUCAGGCUGCAGGCGGCUUACGCCCGGCUCGAGAAGCUUGCACAAGCCCCGGGGCGGGCCUAUGCGACAGUUAGUACCAAGGGCGGCCGUGAGGGCAAACCCCGCGAGGUCGCCAUCAUCGGCGGCGGCAUUACCGGACUGACCGCCGCUCACUACCUGUCCCGCUACGCACCGCCGAACGUGAGGAUCACGCUGUACGAGAGUUCGAAACGGCUCGGCGGCUGGAUAGAGGGAAGCAUACAAUCGGUUGGCGAGGGCCGGUUCGAGAAGGUCCUGUUCCAACACGGUCCUCGGGUGCUUCAGACUGGUCCUACGUCUCCCAAGUACAACGAACUAGUUUUAUAUGACGUGAUAGCCGGCUUGGGGACGAAUCUAGAAAUCAGGGUUAGCAACGCAGCCCACGGGCGUCGCUUCAUAUACUACCCAGAUCGCCUUAUAGGGGUACCAAGUACCACAGCCACAUGGCCCCAAACCAUCACCUCCUAUCUCCGCCUUCUGAGGGAGCCCGUAUCUCGUGGAGUUUGGAAGUCUUUCGUGAAUUUCUACUUGACACAGCGUUACCACAAAGAGCUCCUCCGUGCAGAUCCCAAAGAGGUCUUGGAUCGGGACGAGUCCAUAGGCGAAUUCUGGAGCAAGGUGUUUGGGGACGAUCGUAUCGUCAAUAACGUAAUCUCUGCUUCCAUCCACGGUAUUUACGGUGGGGACAUCAACAAACUGAGCACGAAACAUUCCUUUUUCGACAGCGUGUGGCGGACGCUGAGAGCCCGGACCGCGGAUUCCGAGGUGCUAGUGGAGAAGAAGGAUUGGGUCCUCCUACACGACAUCAUGGAUGGGGACAAUCGUUUCAAGGUUAUUGCCAUGGCGGAACACGCAGCACAGUUUGGUACUAUGACCCUCGGCGACGGAGUGCUAGGCCUCGUCAAUAGCAUGGCUCAAGACUUGGCAAAGCGCAAGAACGUGACAGUGAAGCUUAAUAGCCCUGUCAUAUCCGUGGCUCAUAAGAACGGUCGGGUGUUGGUAACCACUGACGGCACCCCGGAGGAGACGAAGCCUUACGAUCAAGUUAUUUCCACUCUUUUCUCUGGACAUCUUGCCAAGAUAGUCGAGCCUAAAGGCAUACUACCUUCGCUAGCCGGUACCCAUGCCGUGACCAUCAUGGUUGUCAACUUGUGGUUCAAGAACCAUAAGCUCCUCGAGGGGAGGGAGGGCUUCGGUUACCUCAUCCCUACCACGACACCUAAUAACGAGGAGUGUGUUCUGGGCGUAAUCUUCGAUUCGUGUAUAGAGUGGCGCGACGAAAUUCCCGGCACAAAGCUCACGGUCAUGCUCGGCGGCCACUAUUGGGAUGGCUGGGAUUUCCUCCCCAGCGAGAAGAUGGCCAAGCAGAUGGCCAUCCAAGCCGUACAGCGACACCUCGGGAUCGACCCCAGCGAAACGGUGGUCGCCAAUGCCCGCCUCUGCCGCGAAUGCAUACCGCAGCACUACGUCGGCCACCGCGAGCGCAUGAGCAAAGCUCACUACGAGCUCCUCGCCGCCUUCCAGGGGCAGCUCACGGUCGCGGGGCCGAGCUACACGGCGGUAGGCGUGGUGCCGGCGAUGCGCGCGGGCUUCGACGCGGGGAUGCGCGUGGCGCGGGGCCGCGGCCCGCCGUUCUUCCGGCGGCCGGACCGGCUCGACACGUGGUUCACCGACUUCGCGCUCGAGGAGGAGGAGGAGGAGGAGGAGGGGGGGGGGUUUGGGGGCUCGCCCGCGGACGCGCCCUCGGUGCCGGACCACGUCGGGCAGACGGGGCUCGAGGGCUUCACCGAGAGGGUCAGCGACACGCUGAUCGCGGUCCCGAUGGACGAGAUGUACUUCAAGAAGACGGCCGACGCGUUCCACCGCUUCACCGCCGGCCACCUCACCGACUGGAUCGCGCCCUCGGACCUCACCGGCCGCCCGUACGGGCUCCUCGGCGCCAGCACGAAGCCCGGCUACGGCGGCCCCACCUCCUGGCCCGCCUUCCUCGAGAAACUGCACCAGGAAGCCCGGCGCCAGGCCGAGAAGGCCGACGGGAAGGGGGAGAGGUCGUGAGUCCUCGAGAGCCGCGGGUCGGGUGGCGGUAGGACGGAAGGGAAAAGGGGGGGAGUAGAGGAAGAGGCGACGGUAGAGAAGAGUUCCUAAGGGUGUUUGUUCGUUGGUCGCGCAAAUGUAUAUAGGUAUGUUGGUGGAUGCUAGAGUGCGCCUACUGGGCGUGCGCAUAAAUUAAGAGCUGUUCGGCGUGGGGGCCAGG